Messenger RNA from Lycium ferocissimum, 782 nucleotides. RefSeq lists its product as uncharacterized. The record is from RefSeq and is a predicted model, not a curated record. Lineage: Eukaryota; Viridiplantae; Streptophyta; Magnoliopsida; Solanales; Solanaceae. The transcript is spliced from 2 exons. The annotation marks the transcript as partial.
AUGAAUGGCUUGGUGUAGUUAUAUCUGAAUCAGAACAACAAGUUACUCUGCAACUAACUCACUCAUCCUUGAAUCAAUCAGUGUUGGUGUCAGUAGUUUAUGCUAAGUGUGCUAGAGAUGAGAGGGAAGAGUUGUGGGAAGCUAUGGUGGAGUUAGCAAAUCAGCAAGACCUUCCUUGGAUUAUAGGAGGGGACUUUAAUGUCAUAGUCUCUGAUGAGGAGAAGCAAGGUGGUCUUCCAGUCUCAUCCAAUGAGACACUGGACUUUUCCACUUGUAUACAAAUUUGUGGUUUGAUUGAUGUAGGAUUCACUGGAAGCAAAUUCACCUGGUGGAAUGGGAGAACUGAAGAGGAGUGUAUUUUUAAAAGUUUAGAUAGAAUACUUUGGAACACUUAUGGGAAUAUUUUUCAGCAGAUUGCCACUAUAGAAGAUACUAUAAAGGUGAAGGAGUUGCAAUUUCAAAAUAAUGCUUCAAGGGAGAAUAGAAUGCAGUUACAUCAAGCACAGGCUGAACUAACUAGAUUUUUACACUUGGAGGAGGAGUAUUGGAAGCAGAAAGCUGGUAUGAAAUGGUUCAAUGAUGGAGACAGGAAUACAAAAUUCUUCCAUUCAUAUGUGAGGGGCAGGAGGAAUAAAUUGACUUUGAAAAGAAUACAAGAUCCAACUGGUACAUGGCUGGAAAAUGAAGUAGCUAUUGGUUCGAGGCUAUCGGAGUUCUUUAAGUCACAGUUUAGUGAAGAAAACUCGGGGUGGGGAUUAUGCAUUGUUGAAAAAUAUCCCUAA